AUGUACACUCAUUUCUUCCCCGACGGAAAAGCUAAGGACUUCUACGCCCACCUCUUUCGCACCUUCGAUCAGGAUAACAGUGGCCAAAUAGACUUUUCGGAGUUCCUCUCCGCCAUCAGCAUCACCCAGAGUGGCGGCCCCGAGGAGAAGCUUGGCCUCGCCUUUCAACUCUACGACAUUGACGGCAACGGACACAUUGAGGAGUCAGAAAUGAAUGAAAUUAUUAAGGCCAUCUACCUGAUGGUGGGUGAGACGGACCCCAGCCCCGAGAACAGUUCGGAAGUGCGAACCCACGCGAUAUUCAAGAAGAUGGACCUCAAUUCCGACCACGUUCUCUCCAAGGAGGAAUUCAUUCGAGGCUGUAUCAACGAUGAGCACCUCUAUAACCUCCUUGCCAGCGCCGGAAGUUAA
This is a messenger RNA of Hydatigera taeniaeformis, 411 nucleotides long. The record is from the annotation of a GenBank genome assembly. NCBI's taxonomy places the organism in Eukaryota, Metazoa, Platyhelminthes, Cestoda, Cyclophyllidea, Taeniidae.